GGUCAAAGUCACUGUGACGUCACAGAACAUGUUUUGAAUGUGAUAUCUCAAGACAGCCUUGGGGGAAUUUCUUCAGGUUUUCCACAAACAUUCUCAAAGAUCAACUGAUUAGAUUUUGGUGAGCAAAGGUCAAAGUUCAAGGUGGCUGUGACCUCAUGUUCUUGUGAAUGUGAUAUAUCAGGAACAUCCAGAGGCAAUUUAUUUACAUCUGGCACAAACAUAAAUUGGACUCUUGGAUGAACUGAUUAGAUUUUGGUGGUCAAAGGUCAAGGUCACUGUGACCUCACAAAACCCACAAAUUCAUACACUAAUUAUGACAUAAUUUAACACAAAUGUCUAAUAGGAUAAAAUGAUGAAGUGAUGACAUUUUAUAUCCAGAUGGUCAAAGGUCAACUUCACUGUGACAUCAUAAUGUUCUGCAAGAACACUUCUGGCAUUUAUUCAAUGCUGUAACUCAGGAAGGAGAGACCGUGACCACAUUUCCUGCAGCUUGGCUGCCACGAGGUGAUUCUAGUUUCAUAUGAAAAUGCAACCAAAUUCAUGAAUAGUAGUAGAACUAAAAUAUUUUUUAAUAUGGCCACAUGACUUUAUUAGAUAUCCUGACAUCUAUUGGACCAAAUAUUCAACCUCUGAGGAUGAGGAGUGCAGGAGCUUCAUCACUUAAUCAUCAGAAUGUGAGAAAACAUUUUGAAGUGACAACAGCUUGAAGGCAAUACGGUUUCUAUCAGUGUUCAGAUUUUUAGUUUCACACAUUUGAUUUUUAGGGGUGAGCUUAACAUAAAGAACACAUAUUGUUAAAAUUAAUACUGUACGUGUAUUUUUAGAUUCAGUUCACUUCCUUUUAAAACCAUUUCCUCCAUCUGCUCAACCGUUUUCACAGCUAUCGCUUGGAGUUGCCCCCCCCCCCCCGUUCAUGUUCAGUUUGUGUUGAAACUGUUUUAGAGAUGUUUUCAUUCAGCUGUAUGAUCAUUCUGGCAGCUGCAGUUUGUGGUGAUGUUGAACUGUAUGAUGUUAUCAAAGGGGUGUAACAUACAAUAUCAGAAGAAUAUCAUCAGAUUACAAACCUCACCUUAUGUAAACCCACAUUACAUGGUGCCUCUUGUUAUUGUAAUAGUUUACCCACCAUUAGAAUGAUUGUCUGUAAUGCACACUGUCGUCUUAUUUCUGUAAAAUCCUCUCCUUUGUAUGUGAAAAAAAUCACACUAUCUGACUAAUGAUACAUUGGCUAUGAAGGCUAUUGAUAGUGUGUAAUAUUACAUUUACCAGUAUAUAACUUCUGGUGGUUACAUGACAUAGACAUAGACAUACAGUGUGGUAUAACGGGCAUAACAUACAUGUUUAAUGUGCUAGAAGAAUAGGCUGCUAAUAUAGAGCCAAAUUUGUUUCAGUUUCCAUUUCUCACAAGUUAUUGUUAGAGAUGUAAAAAGAAAAAGGAAGACUCUGUACAUAUGAGGCUUCACACAAGUACAUAAAGUAUAUAAAAACCUGUAAUUGUAGGUAAAGAUUCACUUUAGAUGACUUUGAUUUUAUAUUUUCCAUUUAAAGUGUAACUAAUCAGCUUGUCAUGAUUCCCAUCUCAGCCCUGUUGUAUGCUGUCUCUUCUCCUACUCAAUCCACCCAUCCACCUAUUUGACUUUGCUCCUUUUCCCAGAUCUACCAUCUAACCUGUUUCCCAUUCCCAGUUACUGGUACCUUCACCUACAAAACCCCUGUUUCUCAUUUCCCUCAUUGCUCGCCCUCAAGUUGCCAGAUUGUUUCAUAUGUCUAAAUAUGUCUCCCUUUCUGCUAUUUAUAUUGUGGAUUCUUGUUAUUGUUAGCUUGCCUGCUACGUGUUGUCUGUUACCUGCCUGUCUACCUGUAAGCCUGGAAUUCAUCACUUAUUCUCUUAAAGUAACUCCAUUGCACCAGCCUGCCUGUGUGUCUGCCUGCCUCGUGCUUCAAAACCAGCCACUACAGCAGCUAACUGUACAAUUUCCUGGAUACAGGCAGGUGUGAAAACUCAAACGUAGCAUGUAGAGAGUGGGGCUUAAAACGGGAAGUCUUCUAAAUAUUGCCCACUUGAUAAGAUCCGCACACUCACCACGUGAAGGAACUGUACUAACUGCUGUCUAAGAGACCAUGAACAACACGGCUUCAUCACAGACUUUAUAUGACAGAAUGAAUAACACAUCUUGUCCUCGUGUCAGCUUUGACUUUACAGCCACUUUCCUUCCUCCUGUUUUCAUCUUAGUAUUCAUCAUUGGUCUGGUGGCUAAUGGAUUGGGACUGAAGUCUUUGCUGCAGAACUGGAAGAAACUGGGGAUCGUCAAUGUGUUUGUUCUCAACCUCGGACUUGCAGAUAUUCUGUAUCUGCUCACACUACCAUUCUUGGUGGUGUACUACUUUAAGAAGAGUACAUGGAUCUUUGGAGAUGCAUUCUGCAAGAUAACAAGAUUCUGCUUCAACCUGAAUUUAUAUGGCAGCAUUGGAUUCCUUACUUGUAUAAGUGUGUACAGGUACCUGGCUAUUGUCCAUCCUAUGAGAGUGAAGGGAAGAAUAACUGUCACUCACUCUGUGGCUAUCUCAGUCAUGGUUUGGCUGUUGGUGGGUGUUCAAAGUCUUCCAGACAUGUUCUACACCAAGACAUUUGGAGACAAGCCUGGGAAAUGCUACGAUACCACCAGUAAAAUCUAUGUUGAGGAUUACCUGAAAUACAGCCUUGGAUGGACACUCAUUGGGUUUUGCAUCCCAUUCCUCAUCAUGCUGGGCUGCUACGGACAUGUGAUUGUCGUUCUCUGCUCCAAAAAUACCACUGACAAGGUACUUGUGCAGAAAUGCUUGAAGUUGUUGUUUAUUUUGAUCCUUCUCUUCUCUGUUUGUUACAUCCCCUUUCACUUAUUAAAGAACCUCAACCUCUGGUCGAGAGUUCUGGACAAACAGAUGAUAUGCCGUAAAUGGUCUGACAGAGUUUACAUCGCUCAUCAGAUAAGUCGUGGCCUUGUGUGUCUGAACAGUGCUCUCAACCCUCUGGUUUACCUCCAUGGAAAUAAUGAUAUUCUUACUCAGCUCAGACAGCUGCUCCAGCGAGCUCGUCAAGCUGUCAUGCACCUGUCCAUCACCCCAAGUCAAGUUCCCCUGGUGUAAAAUGCCUUUUAUGUAAAUGACAUUGAAUUGCAGCAUCUGUAUUGUUUUUGUAUUGUUUUAUAUUGUAUUAUAUCACCUGCGCUUUUAUAUGAUUAUUGUACUGGGUCAGGGUUUUGACCUGUGAUUGUUAUAUUGCUGAAUAUGCUAAAAAUAAAUCUAAAAUCAUAUUAAAAAA
Seriola aureovittata is the source of this 3298-nucleotide messenger RNA. RefSeq names its product P2Y purinoceptor 1. Gene Ontology annotation, molecular function: neuropeptide receptor activity. Gene Ontology annotation, cellular component: membrane. The transcript has a single exon. The record is from RefSeq and is a predicted model, not a curated record. Gene Ontology annotation, biological process: G protein-coupled receptor signaling pathway. NCBI's taxonomy places the organism in Eukaryota, Metazoa, Chordata, Actinopteri, Carangiformes, Carangidae. Bases 2119 to 3123 code for a protein of 334 amino acids.